Messenger RNA from Lates calcarifer (barramundi perch), 3591 nucleotides. RefSeq names its product heparan sulfate (glucosamine) 3-O-sulfotransferase 3B1b (gene hs3st3b1b). Bases 281 to 1483 code for a protein of 400 amino acids. The transcript is spliced from 2 exons. Lineage: Eukaryota; Metazoa; Chordata; Actinopteri; Centropomidae. The record is from RefSeq and is a predicted model, not a curated record. Gene Ontology annotation, molecular function: [heparan sulfate]-glucosamine 3-sulfotransferase activity.
CGUGGAGCAGCACCGCGGUGCGUCUGUCUCAGCUCAACAAUUUUCCAUAGUGUAGCCAUAAGUAUGAUUAAAAAUUCCUCAAUGCCUUUUCAUUCCUGGAUUUAUCAUUUUCUUCGGUUAUAUUUAGAUUAGCGGGGUUUUUUUUGUUUUUAUUUGUGAGUUUUAUUUAUUUUGAGUUUUAGGUGAGCAUGUGCGUAAUUUUGCGAGGAUUGCCGAGGUGCCACCGGGAGUGAGUUAGGCAAUAUGCGCCGCUGGGAUAUGAUUUUCAACCGAAAGGCUUAUGGAAUAUAGCCAGGUUUGUCACAGCCUGUAUGCCCUCUGGUCAAGCCCCGUGAAGAAGAAACUAAUACUGCUCAGCAUCAUGUUUUUAAUCUGGGUAUACAUGCUGUACUCCUGCGUGGGCUACUGCUCCACCAUGCCAAGUUUGGUGGUGGACAGUUACCGGGGCAAGGAGACCGGCUCGGCGGUGGGCAAGAGGACAGAGAGCGGCAGGACGGACCUGGUGUCCAGACUGCUGGCCAAACCGCAGCCGUGGGAGGAUAUAGAGAGCGACUAUGAGGAGCCGUCCAUCAGGACCGCCGCGUCCAGAGACCUGCUCAAUAACGAGCUGGAGACGGACAGAGCCGAGGAGUGGGACGAGAUGCGGCUCGACCAGCAGCAGAGAGCCCCGGAGCCCAGCGCCAUGUCCAGCUUCUCCAACGGCUCCGGGAGCAAGAAGCUGCCGCAGGCGAUCAUCAUCGGGGUGAAGAAAGGGGGGACCCGGGCUCUGCUGGAGUUUCUCCGGGUUCAUCCAGACAUCAGAGCCGUGGGAGCAGAGCCGCACUUCUUCGACCGCAACUACGACAACGGACUGGAGUGGUACAGGGAGCUGAUGCCCAAGACUCUGGAGGGCCAGAUCACCAUGGAGAAAACUCCAAGCUACUUUGUGACCAGGGAGGCUCCGGCCCGGAUCUCCGCCAUGUCCCGGGACACCAAGCUGAUCGUGGUGGUGAGGGACCCAGUCACCAGGGCUAUCUCAGACUACACACAGACACUGUCCAAGAAGCCCGACAUUCCCUCUUUCGAGAGCCUCACCUUCAAAAAUAGGACUACGGGGCUCAUCGACACCUCGUGGAGCGCCAUCCAGAUCGGCAUCUACGCCAAGCACCUGGACAACUGGCUGCAGUACUUCCCCAUGGACCAGAUCCUGUUUGUGAGCGGGGAGCGCCUGAUCAGCGACCCGGCCGGAGAGCUGGGCCGCGUGCAGGACUUCCUGGGGCUCAAGAGGAUCAUCACAGACAAACACUUUUACUUCAACCAGACCAAGGGUUUCCCGUGCCUCAAGAAGGCAGAGGGCAGCAGCAAGCCCCACUGCCUGGGCAAAACCAAAGGGAGGACCCAUCCCAACAUUGACCCUGAGGUGGUGCAGAGGCUACGGGACUUCUACAGGCCCUUCAACAUGAAGUUCUACCAGAUGACAGGACAUAACUUUGGUUGGGAUUGAUGUGAAAAUUAUGAGACUUCUUUUUUGUUAAUUUGUUGAGAAGUUUGUGUUUUUUUUUUCAUCUGUAAUUCAAUGGCAAGAUGUGGAGAUAUUGCUAUAUAUAUGUAAAAUGUACAGAAAUCUAUUUUAUAAUAAUUUAUUUUUAUUUCUAAGCAAUUAAUUCACUAAGCUGCCUAACCAUAUUUGUACAUAACAUCUGGCCCACAUGUUGUUUUUAACAUUCCUCAUUUUAAUUUUUGAACUCUCUCGCUCCUCCCUCGUGGUCCUGUAAACUCAGUGGAUUUAUCGGUGCUUCGGUAAUGCAGAUAAUCAGCGAUAACUGAAGGAGAAACUGGGGGUGGAACAUGUGAAAGCACCAUAUUACGGGUACAGAGUGCUCACAGAGAAGUGGAGAACAACCUAUCCAUGUGCAUCCCUCAUUUAUACAUGCAUCACAACUUUACUUUCAUCUUUUUCAAACCCUGUCAUUCUGAGUGUGAUUCUUGUAUAAGGUGUUUCACUAAAAUACAGACCCUCCCCUUAAGUUUUUUUUUUUUUUUAAAUCAUGCAAUUUUCCUACACUGGUAUCAGCCUAAGCUGCAGCUCUCAUGUCCCUUUCCACUCAAUAACAGGUAGAUCAAUAGGCCUAAUUGAUCCUCAUUGUGUCACUCAUGCUUAAAGUAUACAGCUGCCCUUUCAUUCUCAGUGCUCCUGCUGCCUGCUCUAAUGAAUGACCCAUCCAUCAAAUGUUAAAUCCUAUCCCAGACCACAUAAGGGCCCAUGUUAACAUUAUGCUAAUUGGGUAAAGGUAACUACAGGAUUGAUCGAGCCUCCGUUCUCCAGCUCCCCAUUAGGUGCAGUGUUGGCUUGAAGCCAGGCUCUUGCCCUAUCCAUUCAGUUCAAAGGUCACACAAAGUCUCAAUCAAAUUUCCUUGAGCGGCAUUUGAUUUGUUGUGGAGAGCGGAGCUGGAGCACAGCGGGUUGGAGGGGGAGGCGUAUGUGCCUUGUUUUCACAGCGAGAUGGAAAAUCUUUUUUUUUUUUUUUGCGUGUGGUAGCAGAGGCCUAUCUGUCAGAAAUAGAGCAUAAAGAUAGAAAAGAUGACAGACAGACAACAGCUUGGCUUCACGUCACCGAAAUAACAGGGGUCCACCAGGCCCCAUCUUAGAUCCUAGACUAAAGAGAUCAAAGGAAGAGGAAAGGUUUUUGUGAAGCACUCUCAGCACAGCAAGAAUUGCCUCAGGUGGGGUUUCAUUGUCUAACCUCUCUGGUGUCAUCAGAAAACCUCAUGUGCCAUCGUCCAUGGCCUAUAUACUUUAUGCCUUAUUCACCCUCCUCAUCCUCACAUGUCGCAUCUCUCCACCACAGAUCUCAACACUCAACUUGUUGCCAAAAAAAAAAAACAAAAAAACAAAAAAACAAACCUUUGGGUUGAUAUCACGUUUCGCCCCCCAUUGCUUCGUUGUUUUUGUCUUUCUGCUUGAAUUCUUGAUAUGCAAGAGGGAGAAAAUGCGUAGUUAUCAUUCUUUGAUGUGCUGCCCCAUCUCUCUGCAGCGAGGAGGGGGGGGCACGCUAUUUUAAGGGCACAGGGAGACGGCCGUGCUACGAUACCUUAUGCUGUGCUACGCUAUGCUAUGCAUGCUCAAUGUGGCGGCCAUUGUGAAAAUGCAGGGAUAAUGGGAAGGGAUUAUUAGCAUCCAGAGGAGGGCUUCUUGUGUUUAAGCAGAGCCCAGACUGAAUGUACACAACCUAUCCUCACAUCAAAGGUCCCUCAAAGCAGUUUUAAAAGUCAGACUGUCACUCAGUUUUAGUUCAAUUUGAUUGUCCUUCUUUCCUUUCGAAGUUAAGGAAAUGUUGUGCCUCUUCAACUAUCCUCUCCAAAACAGUUAGCCUACUCAUGUCAUUAAAACAGAUUAUGACCUUAAUUCUGUUUUCUCUUAUUUUCCAGUUGAAACCAGCUGCCUGGUUUAGCCUCAAACCAAUGGUAACAGGGGAGAUGGAGGCUUGUUACACUGUAUUUUUUUUGUAGUGCUAUCCUUUCACUCUGCCUGAGCGAUGAUUCUCCUAGUGAGAAUUUUAAGCCUUCAUCCCCCCUUCUCUCCUUAGUGCAAUGUUUGAUUAUAUAUAUAUA